Molecule: messenger RNA, 1442 nt
Organism: Erpetoichthys calabaricus (reedfish)
Lineage: Eukaryota; Metazoa; Chordata; Cladistia; Polypteriformes; Polypteridae
Exons: 2
Coding region: 484-1113 (209 amino acids)
Source: RefSeq, a predicted model, not a curated record
UAGAAUUUGUUCAAAGGUGGAGGUUUAUCAUCCUAUUGUUCCCUUUUUCCUUUUUGUAUGCUCAGUUACUCUUUAUUUGAUCUCUGUUGAGGGCAACGUCGCUUGGUGCAGACUAUAUGGAGGUUGUAACCUAUUAGUUGUUCCCUGAAGGCCAAUUUGUAAUAUUCUGAAAUUUGUUUUAAUUUCAGUUUUUGGUAACCUAAACUUUAAAUGUAAAUGUCUGCCAUUUUCCUGCGGAUCUGUUUCAGGUCGCUCGUUGCAUUCCAGCUGGUUAAAUUUGAAGAAAAAUAGGUGUUGUAAAACUUUGGAAUGGAACUGUAACUUUGUCUUGGUUUAUCUAAUUUAUCCAGCUUGAACCCUGUGCCACAGUUCCGCCGCGAGACCUCUGGCGAACUGACCCUCAAGGCCUCCGCCGAGGCGAUCCAGGUCGCCAAGGCAUACGGCCUGAGCGGCUCUGUGCCGUUCAAGGUCAAGUCGGCCGAGAUGGUCAGGGAGCAGGCCAGGAGACGGGUGCGGGCAGCAGGUGGUGACCCCGGGGACUCCAAGCUGGUGCACAGCGCCAGCGAGCUCCAGUUUGGACAGUACCGGGGUCAGACUUUUAAAUGGUUGCUGACCCAUGACCUCGGCUAUGCCGUCAUGGUGUUGGCAACCCACCUGAGGGAGCGCGAAGAUGGCCUGGUGUCGGAUAGCCCGCUGGCGAGCAAUAAAAACGCCUUGGAGUCCUACGCCUGGCUCUUCCCCGACGUGAAGAAGGCCAUCCGUCGUCGCCAGGAGAGAGACGGGUCAGCCAGGACUCUGGACGAGGGCAAGAGGCUCGUCGGCUUCGGCCAACAUGGACACCUGACGUUUGAGGCCCUUUACAAUACAGAAGAUCGGGAGGCCAAGAGUUACAUCAAAUGGCUCCGGCGCCAGACCACCAAAGUCGGGACCAAGAUGCAUGCACUCCAGCUGUAUGUGCAGCGGAGAGACGAGGCGAAGGCGGCAGCAACCUCCUCCCUUCCCAAAACCACCACUGUUGCCCCCACCGCCUCUCUCUCUGCAGCAGCCUCCGUCAUCGAGAUUCCCGAUGACGUGCUGCUGUCGGCCUGCAUGGAGUUGGAGGCUGGUAAGUGACAGCCACCCAUGGAAACUGGUGGUGGCUCCUUCACUUUUUCUGUUUAACCUGUUAUUUGUUUGAAUUUGUUAACAACCUUCCCCAGCAUCUACCUCCCAGUCUGCAACCAGUGGAGGGCCCUUGCCAUCCCAGCGCUCCCAACCGACGGCUGAUCUGGGAAAGCAGCCUUCGCAAACGCUGUCCGUAGCCAGGAGAGAGGUGAGUUAAAAGGAUGUGUUUGUUUGAAUUGCAUUGCCGGGAAAGGAACAGGCCCUGUCUGAUUGCUUUUGUUUGUUUUUCUGUUGCUCAUGCUGUCUGUCUCUGUGUCUGUCUCUCUCUCUCUCACACA